AUGUAUACACGUUUACAGAACCUAAGGCAAGGAAGUCGCAGUGUCGACGAGUAUGCGGAGGAAUUCUCGCUAUUAUUAACUCGUAAUGAGAUCAAUGAUAGCAAAGUACAGCUCGUCUCUCGUUUUAUUGGAGGCUUACGACAACAACUUCAAACCGCGAUGGCACAAUUUGAUCCAUCGACGGUCGGAGAAGCUCAUAUGUGUGCUUUGUCAUUUGAACAGCAGUCACGUUCUUCUACAUGGAAUACACAAUCCAAUCGAACUCGUGAUCAGUCGGGAACCAACGCUCCAUCAACAGCAACGAAAGACGCUAGCGACACCGCGAACCCCUCGACGAAACCAAGUACACAAGAAGAACAGACAUUGCGGCGUUCAACUCGCCCUAAUGCCCUCCGUUGCUAUUCUUGCGGAGAACACAGACACAGACAAACAGCGUGCCCGCAUGCCACACGCCGAGGACUUGUAGCAGAGGACGUACAUGACCAAGAUGUGUAUGAUUCUCAGGAAGAAGAAGAACCCAACGACGAAGAUAUCAUCAUUCCUACCACGGGAGACAUGGGUCACAUGCUGGUGCUUCGUCGUUCAUGCAUAACCCCACGUAAAAACAACGACCAAUGGCUACGUACCAACAUAUUUCGCUCUACGUGUACUAUCAACGACCGCGUCCGCAGUUUUACUAUCGACUCGGGAAGCUGCAGGAAAGUAAUUUCUGAGGAAGCCGUUACUAAAGUAGGCCUCCUGCGUGAGAAUCAUCCAACACCGUACAUGUUGGGUUGGUUAAACGACAGUGCCACGGUGCGCAUAUCUCAACGAACACUGGUCUCUUUCUCGAUUGUCCCCUACUACACCGAUCGCAUCUAUUGUGAUAUCGCACCUAUGGAUAUCAGCCAUCUCUUACUUGGACGACCUUGGGAAUUUGAUCGGAAUAUUCUUCAUAAUGGAGCCGACAAUACGUACCAGUUUACAUGGAACUCGCACAAGAUCCUAUUGCUUCCAUCAAAGGAACUAGCACCGCCAUUGUCGCCAAAACCAGCAAAGUCACCACCGCCUCCAGAGCCAACUAAUGCCAAAUCCAACCUCCUUUGUUCAUAUUCGAAAUUUUUUUCUGAGCUACGGAUGGAGGGACGGGCAUUUGCUCUCAUUCUAACCACAGUGGAUCACGCCAUCACGUCACAACUGAGCCCGUCAUUGAGUCCAAUCCUAAAAGAAUUCAAUGAUGUGUUUCCACCGGAACUACCUACGGAGCUACCACCUUUACGGGAUAUACAACAUCAAAUUGAUCUUGUUCCAGGUUCAACGCUUCCGCACAGGCCACAUUAUCGUAUGAGCCCUUUAGAGCACGAAGAGUUGAGACGUCAAGUAGAAGAUCUCCUUCGAAAGGGUCACAUUCGUGAAAGCCUGAGCGCAUGUGCGGUACCUGCCCUAUUGAUACCCAAGAAAGAUGGAACAUGGCGAAUGUGCGUUGAUAGUCGAGCGAUUAAUAAAAUCACCAUUCGUUAUCGCUUCCCUAUCCCGCAUCUGGAUGACUUAUUAUACCAAAUUGGGACAUCAAAAAUCUUUUCUAAGAUUGAUCUCAAGAGUGGUUAUCAUCAAAUCCGCAUUCGGCCGGGAGACGAAUGGGAAACUGCUUUCAAGACUCGCGAGGGCCUUUUCGAGUGGUUAGUCAUGUCGUUUGGAUUGUCGAAUGCACCGAGCACAUUUAUGCGAGUCAUGAAUCAGGCAUUACGUCCAUUCAUCGGGCGUUUUGUGGUCGUCUAUUUUGAUGACAUUCUUAUAUUUAGCUCGUCCGCGGCCGACCAUGCAAACCAUCUCCGUCAAGUUCUGCAAGUACUUCGAGCAGAUAAACUUUUCGCGAAACCAUAG
Messenger RNA from Brassica oleracea var. oleracea, 1863 nucleotides. RefSeq lists its product as uncharacterized. The transcript has a single exon. The coding region runs from base 1 to 1863 and encodes 620 amino acids. The record is from RefSeq and is a predicted model, not a curated record. Lineage: Eukaryota; Viridiplantae; Streptophyta; Magnoliopsida; Brassicales; Brassicaceae.